This is a messenger RNA of Dermacentor andersoni, 1707 nucleotides long. Lineage: Eukaryota; Metazoa; Arthropoda; Arachnida; Ixodida; Ixodidae. The record is from RefSeq and is a predicted model, not a curated record.
UCAGGUGUUCCCUUUUGCUGUGCGUACACAGCUCGGCUCGUUGGUUGUGAAUAGCAUUGUGAAACAUUGCCGAAUCACCUAAGGUUUAAGGCAGCAUGGCUUCAACACUGUGUUUCUUAAGCUUCCUAUCUGUGUUCGUGACAUUCUGUGUCCUUGCUCCAGCGACACUGACUGUGCCAAGCCACCAUGAUUGGGAGGUUAACAUAGUUCUCAUCGAGGAUGGAAUAGAUCAACACCCUGGAACUAGCGUGCAUUCGAAAGAAGCAUACUACCAGGAGAUGUGUCUAUCCGUUUCGCGACGCCUCCAACUGCUUCGUGUCGGAACAUUCUAUUUCAGAAAAGGAUUCUUAACGUUAUCACAUGAAGAAAGCCAAGCUCUGUUUGUAAGAGCUGGGAGGCCAGCGAAUAUAAACGAAGUAUUUCUCCAAUGGAAGUCAACAUUAGCUAAGAAGUACAAAAGACAUACCGCUGGUAAAGAUCUGGUCAUUUUACUAACGAGACGGACAAUCACAGCACCUAAUGGGGCAGGGGGCUCUGGCUUUGCUCUGAAGGGAAGUUUGUGCACGCAAGACAACUUUGUGUUGGUGAAAGACGAUGGAAGCUUUUUAGCCGUGAACACCCUUGUGAAGGUUUUCCUGAAUUCGAUGGGCAUAGAUGUAGACGGCGUAGGCGCUGCUGACUCCUGUCGGAAUGAUGAAGGACACCUCAUGGGAACAGACCUCCACCUCCCUUUGGCUUUCUCCGAGUGUACAAUGCGUCAGCUGCCAGAGGCAAUAAGGAAGAUGACAUGCCUAACGAAGGCUUCUUCUUCAAAGUCAGCCAAGACUCUUCCAAUACCUCCGUUGAUUUCAAGGCUGGCAUAUUGUUCAGCGUUGAGCUUAGGACACUGUGACAAAUUGGGAAUGGGCACCCUAGCUGGCCUAACUUAUCGGGAAAAGUUUUGCUUCGUCUUCUGCUGCAGAGGCUUUGGGCCUCUUAACAAGAUGGUCGCACCUGAUGGCCUACAGUGCGGCAAAGAUGUCACUGGUUUCGUGGACAGGAGAUGUAUAAAUGGCGAAUGUGUUCAAGUGAAAUAGCCAAAGAACACUUCGUGGAACCUAGAGAUACACUUGGCAAUGAAUAAACCGCCGAGGGAAGCUUGCAGUCCGCCUAAACGCAUCGGAGUGCUUAUGUUAUUAGCAAUAAUAUGGUACCUGGCACGCUCUUCUUGGGCUGACUAUCUACAUAUCUAUCUCUCUAACAACUUUCCCGCCUGCGCGCGUCAUCGGGUAGCGUAUGGUCUACAGGGUAGCGCAUCGGAAUGCGGUGCUGGUGGAAUAGGGUUUGACGGCAACGGCUGGACCAACUCGGGUCACUGGGCAUGUGGCAUUCUGGCGUCUUGUAGGCCGCUUUUCAAAGAACGCUGACAAAGAACGCUUUCAAAGAACGCUGACGAAGAACGCAAGAAAGCGUGACUUGACAUGUGAUCCUGGUUUUGUACCACGCUUCAGUGAAUUUCUUUGACCCGAACUUGGGUAAAUGGAUACGCGCCACUGAGAAUGUGCCCGUUUACAACGACAAAAGGGGAUUCUUUAUAUUUUUCCGAUGCUCCGCCGGAUCGAACCAGUGUCGCACGCGUUGCUUAAUGGCCACCGCUUGAAGCCUUAGCGAGCUAAGUGAAAAUGCACUGGAUGUGUGCCGCUUUUCAAUCAACGUCUUUCACGCCAA